AUGAACUGUGUGGAGGCGUCCCUGGGUGUGGAGGAGGGGUCCCUGGGGUGUGGAGGAGGCGUCCCUGGGGUGUGGAGGAGGCGUCCCUGGGGUGUGGAGGAGGCGUCCCUGGGGUGUGGAGGAGGCGUCCCUGGGGUGUGGAGGAGGCGUCCCUGGGGUGUGAAAGAGGCGUCCCUGGGUGUGGAGGCGUCCCUGGGUGUUGUCACUGUGUCUCGUCUCCCCCAGGGCGGCGCGGGGCUCGUCGGUGCUGAAGUGGACCUCUCUGGCCGACACCUGGAGCGGCUGCCUACCGUCCUCUUCUCCAGCCUUCACCUCACCGGCAUCAAUCUAUCCCAUAAUCUCCUCUCGCCUGCGUCCUCCGCCACUUCCCCGGCCAGGAGGCGUUGUGUAGGUCACUCAAGGAAACAAAGGGACCGUAGAAGGCGGGCAGGGCCGCCGGAGUGCCGCGAGUCGCCUGGGGCACGAACCAGGCCGCGACCCCUACCCAGUGACCACAACACACUCAGUCUGUCUGGUAAAACUGACGGAGGCACCGGCGAGGAGGAAGGAGGACUAAGUGGUGACUCGGGCGUCCCCUCAGACCGAACAGAAGAGGGCUGCCCGAGGAGUGACCCAGAAAGUCCACCUCUUGAGACAUCCCCGAGGAGGCCCAGCUUCUCCGACGAACUUCAAGACAAAUUACGUCAACGGAGAGCAGCAAGUGAAGGCUGUACUGAGACGGAGGACUCCUCGCGUCACGUGGAGAAUGUAAACACCCCAGCCAAUGUGCCCAGUGCUUGUGAUACCCAAUCCUUGACGCCCCUGCAAACUGAACCACGCCCCCCAGCCCCUCUCCCUCAUCAAGCCUCCAGCAGCCCCUCCAGCAGCACUACAAGCAGAUGGGAAGGCGCGGGAAGCAACCGAGAGGAGGGUAGCCGGGGUAGCUAUGAAGACAGUAGCUCAUCCGGCGUCGACGAGAGUGACAGCGGGUCCGAGGCAGGGGCGGCGGAGGGGGGUGAGGUGAGGGCGGCCUCCUCCAGAAGCCUCGGCGCGCUGCAUCAGCUGAGGUACUUCCAGCAGCUUCAGACGGUGGUGCUGGACGAGAACAGGCUGGAAGAGUUCCCGACCUGCCUCCUCAGCCUGCCCCACCUGGUCUGUCUGUCCCUGGCCCGCAACCUGUUACCGGCGCUGCCCAACACUCUCCACUCCCUCGCCAGGCUGGUGGAGCUGGACGUUUCCUUCAACCGCCUAGUGGAACUGGGGGUCGGGGUGGCUCGUCUGGCCGCCCUCAAGCACCUACGAGCCGCCCACAACAGGAUCGAGGAGGCCCCUGAACUGGCCGCCAUGGAGGCCCUUCGUACCCUGGACCUGUCUGAAAACCGGGUGGAGGUGGGACCCUCGCUGAGAAGGCCCCAGGAUCCCGCCCCAGCCACUCCCGCCGAGGUAGACGACCCCCACGAGCCCCUCCCUGACUCCCGACCUCUUGCCCUCAACCUGCGCCUCAACAGCCUCACGGGCCCUGUCACCCUCGCCAGCAUACAGAACGUGACUGAGCUGGACGUGAGCGACAAUGGCAUCACCAGCCUCGACGUAUCCUGCCUCUCGUCCCUCAGCUCCCUUACUUGCUGCAACAACGCCCUCACUUCGCUCACCCUGCAUGCUGCCGCCCUCGUCCACCUCUCCGCUACCAACAACCGCUUAACAAUGCUGGAGGUACGCUAUCACCCACAAGGGCUGACCAGACUCAAUCUCUCAAGAAAUCAACUGGAAGCCGUCCCGCCGUGGCUGGUUUCAAGCACAGAAGUGACUCUCGUUGAUUUGAGUUACAACCAGAUCUCAUCCCUCCCGGCCUUCCUCACGUCAGGCCACCUGCGGCGCCUCCACACAUUCUCGGCCCACCACAACUGCCUGACUGCCUUCCCGGUGCCACAGCCAGAUCUCAGCCCCUGUCGGAGUGCCUACUAUGCUCACCCCUCACACAGGACGCACCACGGUAUCCACGAGUCCUGCCGAGGGGACAACAGUUACAUUCCCCCUGGUCUGCUCGAGGAGUCCAAGUGUUGCUCCCUGGAGGUCCUGUAUCUCCACUGCAAUAAGAUACCUGCGCUGCCCUCCAACCUCUUUUCUUGGCUCAACAGGCUGAGAGUGCUGAAUGUAAGUGCCAACCAACUGAGUGUCCUGCCAGGCCUACCGGAGGGCCAGGGGGAGCGAGGGACCAUCCACACUCAGCAGGAGCACAUUGGGAGCCCCAAAGUGACGCUGUCUCUUCAGGAGCUGUACGCUGCUGCAAACAGACUGAGGGACCUCUCCCCCUUGCAGCACUGCAGGGCAAUGCGAAUUCUUCAUGCUCCCUAUAACAGGAUCACCAGCCUACAUGACAAGUUGGUGUGGUCCUGGGAGCUGAUGGAGGAGCUGGUGCUCUCCGCCAACCAGCUGUCCUCUGUGCCCGUGGGUGUGUCUCGCCUCUCCAGGCUGAGGGUCCUGAAGGUUCACUCAAAUCCCCUGCAGAGUUUGCCUCGCCUUGCUCACCUGUCAGCGCUCAAGGUCGUUGAUGCCUCUCGCUGCAUGCUGGGCCACAUUGAGCUGGAGGAGCUGGUGGCGCCGGGGCUGGUGGCCUUGGACAUCUCCGGCAACACAGCUCUGUCGCUUGAUCACCACCAAUUCACCAAGUGCAAGUCCCGGAGAGCUGUCAAUGUUGUGGACGUGACCAGCUGCUCGGGGCGGUCACUUCCCCUCACACGGCCGCCCGCCAGCACCCAUCACAGCUGGCAGCGAGGGAAGGGGCACCAACUCAGCCAUGAACCCAAGAGCACCUCCAGCACACUACCAUGGACCCUGGGAUUCGCAGAGGCAAUAGGCAGAGACUCAAGGCUAACCGUCGGGCAGCUGCGUGUGCCAGAUGUGGGCGGGAGCGGCGGUGUGGCUGUGGUGGCCGUGGCUGAUGGAGGGCAGGACAUGGGUGGUGUUGGCACGCUGCUGGCAGGCCUUCCACAUCUGCUGCAGGAGGAGUUGGCGUGUUCGAACAAUCACACUUACGCUCUUAAAUAUGCUCUCCUCACGGCUCUCAGGCGCUUGAGGAACCAGGGCGCCACGCUUCCCUCGGCUGUGUGUGCUGCUCACCUUGAAGCCGAUCCCACCCUGCCUGGUCAGUGGCCGGUGCUGCGCCUCUGCUGCUACGGCCCCGUGUCUGCCGUGGUCACUACUGUCCAUGGCAAGCCUAUCAUCCUCACCACCUCUGCACUCAGGGCCCCCUUGGUCAGUGUCCCCGAGUGUGGCGAGGGAGUGAGGUGCAGCCUGUCCGAGUCCCCAGUGCUUCCAGACCCACACACCACUGAGCUGCACCUGGGACCACACCACUCGGCCAUUACCAUUGCUAGUGCCAGCUUGUGGGAGGUGAUAGAACCAUCUGAGGCCGCUGAUAUAUGCAGCCGAGUGAGCGAGCCAGGGUCAGCUGCCAAGGAACUCCUAGACCUUGCUCAGGCCUAUGGGUCUCGACAGGCUGUUAGUGUAAUUGUGGUUCAACUAAAGCCACCCGUUGAUGUCUACCAAAACUCAUCACCAGGUGCCCGUGAGGAAUGUACAAUACUGAACAUGGUGCAGAACUGUUCUAGUGACUUUGGCGCACGUAAAGAACAUUCUGAAAAAGUACAGCACAAGGUGAAGGACAUGACUAGCCUCUCUCAAAGGGUAAAGUUCAGUACUAAAAAUACUCUGGAAGGCACAAGAAACCAAGGGUACACAUCCAAAAGUAGAAAAGACUACAGGGAGAGCUUUUUAUGUAGUGGAAUAAAUAAGAUUAAGAUACCAUGUGAAGAUGAGCAUAGCGUGCUGCAGAACAUUGGAGACCUUGAGAGGUCCUCGCCGAGCGGCCAAAGUCAGAGUGAUUGCAGUGAGUACAGUCCAGACAAUGACAAAGAACCAAGAACAAAGUUUGUGGAAUUCAGUGAAGAAAGGCCCAAAGAUGUUUUUCAACCAUAUGCUGCUAACGUCAGUGCACAUUCGAGAAGAAAAAACAAAAAUGAUAAAAAAGUGGAUGUAGGAUCUCAAGUAAUAUUAAAUGGCUACUGUGGUGAAGAGAAAGCCAUCAGUUACUACCACUACCCUCGCCCUGACCCUGGCACCGUGCCCCCACAGGCCACCUUGCAACACCUACAGACUGAGCCCCAGACAGGUGUGCUUGCCCCUCCAGCAGGGUUUGGGGACCCAGCCAGUGACUCUGAGGGCAGUGACAGUGGCCUCAGUGGAGUCAGUGGAAUACAGAAUUAUGCUGAUCACCCAAGUGGAGCUAAUUUGGAAAACACAAUGGGAGACAACAGUUCUGAACAAGUUAGUGAGGAACAGUUUCGAAGUUGGGAAUAUCUUCUUGCCCGAAAUGCCAAACUGCUGUACAUGAGGGAACUGGACAACCUCAAGAAACCCGAGUCACUCUCCAUCAAGCCCACCGUCUCAGCGCCAGACUUGGUGCUGGCCACUGCCUUGGAAGCGGAGUCUCCAGGACAUUUUCAGCGCAAUAACAUAAGAAAAUCUCGCCUGGGUAGAGGCACCUUCCGCCAAAUUCAAAACAAAUUUCAUGCCACAACGAGCAAGUUCAACACUUUACAGAAACUGAAAGCAAGCGCUCCCAAUAUCGGCAAUUUCCGCCGCUUUGGAAGCUUACAAAACCUGAAGUAUUACCAGGAGAACAGACCCCAAGAACCCCAGCAGCCUAAGGUGCAGCCUGAGAUUACUUCAGAAAUGCAAGAAAGACAUUCAAUGGACUCAGUAGAGUUAGAAACUCGAAUGCAUCACUAUUGGCAUACAGGAAUCACCAAUUUUUAGGACAACCAUUAGAAGCCAAGGAAAUUGUAAUAAAGUUUACUGAACUCAACUCAACAGAAGAAUUAUCACUGCAUGUUAAGUGAUUUGGUUAAUGGGUUUUGCCAGCCUUGUCACACACAUAUUUUUAACCUGAUAGCAGCAGGAAUCAUGUUUCUUAAUGGUCCCCCUAAGCGAGAAAAAUUUGAAAAAAUCACCCCUCACACAAACCAUUUCAUAAUAUAUAUCAAAGCAUUUGUGAUCAGAUUAUGUAUCAUUUAUUUUGAGGGGUUUAAAUCAUGGCACAAAUUUGGCCUGUCGCUGCUACAUGGUAAAGCCACAAAUUUGGCCCGUCGCUGCUAUCGGGUUAAUGGAUUUUGCCAGCCUUGUCACACACAUAUUUUUAAAGUCAAGUUACAGAGCAUUCACACAUUUGGGGGGAAAAUUCCUUGGGCCUUUCCCCUGAUUUAUUUGCAAGGAAGUUAAGAUUGUGUGAGACAGAAGUGUAUGAAAGCUUAGGUUAUAUAAAAGGUUGCAUAUAACCCAGCCUGGUGCAAGUUCCUAUAUUCAGAACCUAAGAAAUAGGGAAAAUGUAAUGAUCAAAUUCACGAUAGCGAUCCACUGUCAUGCUGCCCAUUCACCGACUUGAUUUUUAUAUCUGGACAUUGUUGCUGUUAUUUAUUUCUUACAUGAAGAGUAUUCAAUGAAAUUGUUGAACUGUUCCCCUUACUUUAUUACUUCAUACUUUAUUGACAAAUGUUCUCUAUGAGGUGCUCAGCAUAGGAACAGCAUAUAGUCUUUUUAUAUUAAAGGCUGGUUUGAGGUCACAUUCACCAACUUUCAGUUCUGGCCUUGAAAUUUGUCAUUUGCUCAAGUACUUAUGUGUCAGAUAUACCAGAUAUAUCACACUAAAUCCUCAUUGCUCAUAAACAGUGUUCAUCAUUACACCUGUUCUGUGCUGGCCACCUCAAAUGGAAUGUGGCGCUACACAUAAGUCACCUGGUACUCACUACUUGUAGAACCAAAACGUUAUGCCAUAAAUGUUGGUUUAAAGUCAAAGUUUUCAAACUAAGUUUUCUUUCAGCUCUUCCACAGAUACACUCUGUUCACAUUCUAUGCAGAAUUAGGUUUGUGGAAAGUUAAUGUAAACUAAAUUUCACACAUACUGAAUGUAAUGUUUAUAUGAAGAGUAACAGCAAGGGAAUUGUUGCAUUCCACAAGCAAAUAAAAAUAUACAGUAACAAAAUAUUAAAGGUCGAUGAAACAUUUUACAAGUAAAGUGAUAAAGAUAACUGGCCUUGGCACUUUUCUUACUUUUUUCAGCAUCACAGGCAGUCCCGUACUUAUGAAAAUAAUUGUUUCUUGAAUUUUUUUGUAAGUGUUGAGUUAUUUGGUUUGUUAAAUGUUUGACAAUUGUCAGUCUCCAAACACCGCCACCUAACCAACAAGAUGGGCUGGCCGCGUAACCUCGGGCAGUGGCGGCCCAUCCACAAUAAAGCACAGAUGCGGA
This is a messenger RNA of Eriocheir sinensis (Chinese mitten crab), 6283 nucleotides long. RefSeq lists its product as uncharacterized. NCBI's taxonomy places the organism in Eukaryota, Metazoa, Arthropoda, Malacostraca, Decapoda, Varunidae. Gene Ontology annotation, molecular function: protein binding. The record is from RefSeq and is a predicted model, not a curated record. The transcript is spliced from 18 exons. The coding region runs from base 1 to 4797 and encodes 1598 amino acids.